This is a messenger RNA of Oryzias melastigma (Indian medaka), 5882 nucleotides long. RefSeq names its product tumor necrosis factor a (TNF superfamily, member 2) (gene tnfa). The transcript is spliced from 4 exons. Gene Ontology annotation, molecular function: tumor necrosis factor receptor binding. The coding region runs from base 3672 to 4382 and encodes 236 amino acids. The record is from RefSeq and is a predicted model, not a curated record. Gene Ontology annotation, biological process: immune response. Lineage: Eukaryota; Metazoa; Chordata; Actinopteri; Beloniformes; Adrianichthyidae. Gene Ontology annotation, cellular component: membrane.
AAACCUGGACAAGUAAAAACAUUUAUGAUUCAAUAAAUGUGUUAGCAUUUUAUUAUACACCCCCCUCCCUUCUUCAUCUGACUUGUGGUUUUGUCUAUUUUAAAUGCCAUCUUUGAACCACAAUGUUUAGCAAAGUGGCUCCAUAACCAUCACUUUUUCAAAAUCAGGAUUUUUUUUAAAUUUUUUAUCUGGGAUUUUUUAAUAUCUAUUUGUUGAUCACUAAUGUUGUCGAAUUUAAAAGUCGGAAAGUUGUAUUCUUUUACAGCUUGUAGAAAACUGGCUUUCGGAUGAAAAGGAUGGAGGCUCCAUCUGGAAAUGUGGUCGUAAGUGAAAGAAUUCCAAACUAUUUCUUAGACAUUUAUUUUUUAUUGAUGACAUCUAAUGGAAAAAACACUCUAUAAUGUUAUAUUAACCACAAACUUAAAAAAGAAACCAACAAAUACUUUGCUGAUCACACAGACAACUUUUAACAACUUUGUACUAGUUUCUACUGAUUUUAUAAAACAGCACAACUCAAUGCAACAAUGCCUUAAAUUGACUACGACAGUUUAAGAGAACAAUCACUCUUGUUAUCAAUGUUUAGAGACUUACCCAAAUGACUUCAACUUGUUUUGCUUAAACUAUGUACCAUGACACAGUAGCUGCCAUGUUAAUAUACAGUGAAUGCUUUGCUCUUUUGUAAUGGAACUCUUGGAAAAUUACACAUGAUGGCAUACAUGUAAUGAGUCAGGCAAUGUCUUAUUGUUUCAGGAACUUCCAACUCCAGAUAGAUUUGGUUUGGAUUCUCAGUGUAGUCUGAGUUAAAACAAUAGGAUUAACAAGACACAAAGUCUGAUGAACACACUCAAGAUGCUGUUGUGCUUCUUGGAUAUUUUAUGUUAUAGGUGUGUAUACAUAUCAUGCAAUUUAUCUUUCAGCUGGGCUGUGCAGACCUUAGUCUUCCAGACCUCCCAACCUGUGUUUUCCUCCCAGAAUCCUUGUCUUACUCGAUAAUAAAAACUGGUGAGCUCUUUUAGUCAGAAUUUGGAGCAAUCUGGUCUAAAUGAUUAGAAUAGUAAGGCAGUGAUAGUUAGAAAACAAGCAGGGUGGUAAAUCUGGAUGACCAUUAUUGGACAACCCUGAAUCACAAUGACUUGUUGUUUCAUUAACAAGGUUAUAUUUGUUUUUAUAACUCAUAACUGUCCCGAUUUAAACUUCUAAAAACAUUUAGGAUACAUCUUUAUCUUCUCCUUCCACACCUUUUCUUGGUGUUCAGAUGACAAAUCAUGUGAGGUCACAUUGAAGGGGAAUUUGGAUGAAGUUGCAUAAGCAGCUCAAGUUGUAACAAUGUAAAGUCAUUGCUUUGUAUGGCGAACACUCCUCUGUUUUGAAAAGAUUCAAAUUUAAUAGAAAUCUGGGUGCAAAUGAUCAGUAUAUUUCGAUGAGUUUGUGUCAAAUAACAACAAUCAAGAACAACAAAGAAACUCUUGCAAUAUCUGUACAUAUAGUAUAAAAAACAGUAAACGAGUGAGUGAUAUCAUAAUUAGAAGUCUCAUAGAUCCUGUACAGAAACUGUAUCUAUGUUUGUUGGAAACAUGGACUGUUGGAAAAAUGACAGUUAUUUCUCAAAAUUGUAUCCAAAUCACACAAAGAUACUCAAGGGUGCAUCCACAUCAGAUGACACAUGAUCUGUGCAACAGCACAUUUAUUUUCCUAGUGUGACUUCUUCUUUGCGAGUCCUUGUGUUGUCCAUAUAUAGUCAUCUGGGUCUGAGUACAGAUGCCAGUUUUACACACACCACAGGUGGCAACAUAGACCCCAUCCAUUGGUUCACCAUACGUCAAUGGUUUGGAUAUAGAAGGAUUUAUGUGCGAAAAAGUGACAUUUAUAUUUUCCACUAUGACCUUUUUUGUAGCGCCAUUUUGCUCAUGUUAGAUUUUCACGCUUAGCAUACCACCGUUUGAUAUGGUGAUAUUCACCUGCAUGAUCUCGACAAUAAUCCUGGUUGCAUUAUUGUCGUGAUGAAACCAGCACGAUGGUUUCCUCAUCAUGCUGAUGAAACCAAAGGUACUGAACAGGUUUAGCAAUCCUGCCAAAUCUGUACCACGCCAGACUCCGGGAAAGUGUGUUCUGGCCUCCGUCUGCUAGCAGCAAGAUUUAUCCAACAGUGCUUGAUGGAAAAUGUACUUAAGAGGUCUAAUGUGCCAAGACACACUUGGUGUGAAAGGUCUUUAAAGGGCUCUUCUAGAUAUAUUUUAUAUGACUUGGUGAUUUUUUUUUUUUUAAUUUAAAGGUGUGGUUGUUACAAAACCAAAUAUUUUAGAAAAAAAGACAUCCUGCAAUUCUAGCUGGGAUUUCAGCAUAUUGUUUUGAAUCACUGGAAAGUGUCCAAAUAUUAAAAGGCAAGUCAAUACACGGAUUAAAACACCUUCUGCUGAACGCAUACUUCACAAACUGACCUGCUAUACAAGUCCAGUUCAGCUUCUCUCACAUGUUUGUUAGUUUUUGAAUGUUAUUUGCCUCUUUUUUUAAAUUACAUUUAUAGAACAACUCUAUUUUUAAUUUAAAAUAUGAGGGGAUAAACAGAUGGGAUUUGAUGUUAUUUAGUUUUGAAUGAGAAAAAAGACAACUGAUGAUCGAUCAAUUGAAAUGCAAAAAAAAGGAAAGGUAUAUGUGUGACACAAAGCAGAAGAAGAGACACUUUAGAGAGACAAUACACAAUAAAUUGUAGUUCACUUUUAACAUAAAUUAAACAUGAGACAUUUGAAAGAUAAAACAUGUAAAUCUGUACAAGAUAAAAUUAGUCAAAUUAAGUGAAACUUUGAUAAUUACAACAGUAUGAGAAAACGAUUGUAAUAGAAAAAGUAUAUAAACAAUUCAGAAAUAUAAGGCAGAUACAUUUAGUAGAGCAAAUCUAAGCUUAAAAACAUGAACAAAUUAAAAUCUUAUAAAUGUAAUUUUAAAUCUUUCAACCCCACAAUCAUGUCUUAGUUUCUGUGAUUGUAGUCAGCUCAGAGGCUCUAAAGAUCUCUCUUUCUUCAUUUGGGGAUUUGUCAGCACUCCUAUGUAAACAAAAGAUCGUAAGUGCGAUGAAGUAAAAAGGGUUUCUGUUGCUGGUCUUUGUCGGCUCCUGUUAGACCAAGAGGCUAUUUUUAACAAAAGGGAAGUGUGACGCUGCCGACUUUAGUUAGCUGCUCUUGACACAUCAAUCAUCACACUGCAUUAUUUCACACAUUUAGUGAGUCAACACUAGGAAACACGGCAGCAGUCUGAGGAAAAGCAGAUUUAUGCGUGUGUGGAUUGUUGUGAUCACAUAUAUGUCACACAAACUAACAAAAGUAUGUCGUUGAGGUUUAAAGGAUGUGGGGUUUUUUUCUGUGGCAGCCCUUUAAGCAGCGGUAUGUGUGUUUGCUCGAUGGCGUGGAGGUGCAAAAAGGGGUUUCUACAGCUGCGUGCGUGUUAGGGUUGAGGGGGAAGGUCAUGCAGGUGUGGGAGUGUGUGGUGUUAUGACCCUCCCAGUGUCUGGAUCUCUCUUCCUCAUCAAAUCUCCACUCUCUCAUGGUGAGUGACAUCACCGGAGUUUCCCCAAAGCAGGAAGCUCCUUAUAAAAGAGCCUUUUAAAAAGGGACCCUAGCAGAAUCAGUUCACAGAAGGAGAUAAGCUUGACCUGAGCGAACCAGAAGAACAGAACCAUGGAGGUUGAAUGCAAGGUCCCAAUGAACGUCAGUGACAACACAGAAGCGGAUCAACCGACGACUAUGAGAGGGAAGCCAAGCUCCAAGUUGACAGCGGCGAUGCUGGCUGUCAUUCUUUGCCUCGCCACAGCCGCUGCCGCACUACUCUUCUUCAACUCACAUGCUAAGCAUCCAGAAGUACAUGAAGACUCAUUCCAUCUCAAACUCAGGCAGAUUGCCAACGUGAGAGCGGCCAUUCAUCUGGGAGGGGAAUUCAACGCCUCCCUCAAAGACUCCAUUCAGUGGAUGGCCGAGGUGGACCAGUACCACUCCCAGGGGGGUCUGAAGCUGGACAACAAUGAGAUUGUGAUUCCUCGCAAUGGCCUCUACUUCGUUUACAGCCAAGCGUCCUUCGCGGUCAGCUGCAGCGGCGAUUCGACCGCCAACUCCAUGGUCCACCUCAGCCACACCGUGCAGCGCUGGUCCAGCUCGUACGGGACGACGGACAACAAGGUGUACCGGAACAUUCUGCACUCGGUACGCACGGCGUGCCAGAGGGCAGAAAGCAGUGAGCAGGACGGCAGCGGACAUUGGUACUCCGCUGUGUACAUGGGAGCUGUGUUCAACCUGAGAAGAGGGGACAGGCUGAGGACGGUGAUGGAUAAGAACAUGCUGGAGCAGCUGGAAGACGAUCCGGGGAAAACCUUCUUCGGUGUGUUUGCUUUGUAAGGUUGAGCCUUCAGACCUCACCUCUUUUAAUACUAGCUUGCAUGAGCGAGCCUCCGAGUGAAAGCGGCUAUGGUAGCUGCAGCAAUGAACAAAAGUGUCACACUGGUGUGACAUGAUGUAAUGUUGUGUACUGUGUACUCUCAGUGUCAGUCGGUACCUUUUGAUGUACUGCAACUAUCGAACGAAUGUGCUACUGGUUCUGAUUUCACUACAAGUGGAGAACAGAAAACAUAUUUAUAUAAUUUAUUGCUAUAUUUAUUUGGAAGUAUUUAUUAUUUAUUUAUUUCUAAGUGUGACCUGUGACUGCUGAUUUUUUUAAACAAGUGUUUGAUCAGUGUUUUUAUGAUUCUGUUUUAUUCAGUUGUGGAGAAUGGGACACAAUAGUGUUGUUGGAAUAAAAAGAGUUUGUUCAAAAAUGGUGUUCUUGUGUUUGAAUUCUGCGUAGACGCAGCUGAUGUGCAGCUGCUGCAGAGCAGGAGCAGGCGGUGCAUGCGAGCAGGAAGCAGACGCGAAAGUCCCGCGGUCGGAGACGCUAACCUCACAGCACGAUAACCACACUUGUGUGGAAGAAACUGCAGCCGUUUUUUUCUUUAAACCAGGUACAGUCGUGAAAAACGUUCCAACAAAGAUGCGUCAUCAGUUUCUGCUAAGAUGAAGCAUUUGCUCAGUUAAAUUCAAUUCCAUUUGAUUUAUAUAGCCCAAUAUCACAAAUCAAUUGCCUCAUUUGGCUUACAAUGUUCACAAGCUUCUUUAUAGAAUAUUGUGAAUUUAAGUGAUUAGAACACAUUUCUUACUCUACCAAUAAUACUACUGAUUUGUUAAUUUUGUGCCACCAAAACCUUCCACUUACUUCGAAUGAAUUUGAGACUUUUCUAAAGUGGUAAAAGCUCUUAAAAUAGUUCUUUAGAAAACAGAAAUUUUCUGACACUUUUUUUUAGUCACAAAGUUGUCAUCUGCUUAUCACGCCCAAAGGUUCAGUUCCUUAUCUUUAUGUAUGUGCAAAACACAUGCUGGUGUGUGACUGUGAUUAGCACACACUUCUCUAGACAUACAAGUUAUGGGGAAAUGUCUGCACUGCAAACUUUUUUAUUCUUGCAAAAUUUUAAAACCUUGUUUUUAGACAUUCAAGAAUAGGAAGAAUAUAGAAAUAGAAAACUUAUUUUUAAAAUAUGUCAAAAUCCGUUUGCCUUGUACUCUGGAUCAUAAAAAAAUAUUUCAUUUAAGACUAAUAAAAAAAAUCAAUUUACACGGGAAUUUUUGGUUCAAUUUUAAGGAUCAUAUUUUAAAGUUGUUAGACUGGCAUUUAUAGUCAAUGUUUUGGAAGCAAAAUUUUAGACUUAUGUUUUAUGAAUAAGUGCUAGUUUUAGAUUUAAUUAGCAUUUAUUACGAUGGGUCAAGUCGUAAUAAUAUCACAUUUUGUUCAUACUUUGUUCUAAAAGGAUUCAUUGCCCUAGUUUUUAUUACUGUAAUCAAUAUUAGCUACAAUUAAGUGCAUAAAAA